AUUCUAUGGCUUAUCACAGGGCUGUUCUGCUUGGAAUUUGCUCAGGCUUGUGCUGCCAAGGAUACCACAAGGCUGCUUCCUGGCCAUAGACUGUUUACUUUUGAACUUGUGGAGUUGUUUGUGGCGUUGUUAAGGAAUACCCGCUGGAGAAUAACACCUUAAAGUGGAGGGCACUGCUGGCCUUUAAAAAACAAGGCAGUUUACUGAAGAAGAUAACAAUAUUGUUUGUGGAUGAGUCCAACCUAGUUAUGCCCAGUUGCCCAGUCAUUACAGACUCAGUAGGAACAUCUGGCACACCUUCACGACUAUUGUCAAGACUAAAAUCAACACCAGUCUGUACACUACAUUAUCCUAUCUGGAUUCUCUGCAUUCUGACAGUUCAAGAAGCGAGUUGAGUUUCAGUGUAAAGACUAUUUGAAGUAAAUCUCAUCGAAAUGGGUAACAGAUCCGGGAAAGCCACGAUCAAUUCUGGCGGCAGUGAGGUGGCAGUAAAGAGUAAUAAGGCAAAGAAAGAGAAUGGAGUAUCAGCGGGCGGUGACGCACCAGCAAAGGAAGUUCCAACUGUCAACGGUGAUGCAAAUGCUGAAGAGCAAAGUGCUGCUGCAGCUGACUCUGGAAAGAAAGAGGAAACACCAUUAAACAAUGGUGACGCCACACAGGAGGAGAAAACGACAGAAGGUGCUGAAACUAAAGAGGAUACAAAAUCAGAAGAGGUGAAAGAAGCCGAACCAGAACAGGUUCAAACGGAAGGAUCUAAAACAGAGACUUUAGCUGAAACGGAAACUGCUGCCGAGGAGAGUAAAGAGGAAUCGGCACAAGUGGAGGACACGCAAGAGCAACAAGUUGAGACGCCGCCUGUUGCUGCCGUAGAGGAGGUCCAAACAACAGAAGAAACAAAAGAGGAACCAGAAACACCAGCUGAACCUGCCCCAGAAGAGCCCAAGGAAGAAGAGACGCCUGCAGAACCAGAGGCCCCCAAAGAGGUGGAGCCACAGGCUGAGCAAGAGGUGGAGCCACAGCAGGAACUGAAGGAGAUUGCUGCUGAGAUUGAGGAGCCCAAGGCUGAGCAAGAGCCACAGCAAGAACAGACGGAGACUGCUGCUGAGAUUGAGGAACCCAAGGCCGAGCAAGAGGUUGAAGAACCUGCAGCUCCAACGGAAGAGCCACAGCAAGAACAGACGGAGACUGCUGCUGAGAUUGAGGAACCCAAGGCUGAGCAAGAGGUUGAAGAACCUGCAGCUCCAACGGAAGAGCCACAGCAAGAACAGACUGAGACUGCUGCUGAGAUUGAGGAACCCAAAGCUGAGGAAAUACAGCAGACAACACCAGCGCUGACAAAAAAGCGAUCAUUAAUGUGGGGAGCUGCAAACCCAUUCAGGAGGACAAAUUCACCAUCAGUACAAACUGAGACUCCUGUUGAAGAGACCACUCCUGCUAAAGUGUCCGUAGACUUCAAAUGGGAACACGGUGGCAAGAACGUUCUUGUAACGGGUACUUUUACAACCUGGACUGAUCAUGUGGAGCUGACUAAUAGUGAUGGUGUCUUCAGCACGACCUGUGACUUGGAAGAGGGAGAGCAUUAUUACAAAUUCAUUGUCGAUGAUGAAUGGAAAAUCAGCUCAAGCCUGCCUUCUGCCACGAGGGAGGAUGGCACUGACGCCAAUGUCAUCACCGUAAAGAACGAAUGAAGAAUUUCAUUGCCAACAUCAUGAUUUCCCUGGUGCCUUAGAUCUAUUCCAUAUUCUGGGAAUACACAGUUCCCCUAGUUAUGAACUGUGUAGUGUAAGACUGCAUGUCAAUGUAACUUUACCUGUGCUUUAGUAUAGAUGGAUUGUACAUCACUGUACUGGAGGAACAAGUCUAGUUAUGCUGAUAUAGACAUUGAUAUUGUGCAUUGCAAGCAUUGACUUCAGGAGGUGUUUUAAACAAUAAUCCGACCAGGGACGGUGUUGUACUUUUGUCGGUUAAAAAACGUCUGCAGAGAUGAUGAGUUCAUCAUGUUGUUACAGAUUGGAAAAGGUGGAAACUCCCUGCAUCUCAGUGCAAUGAAAUUAGCAGCCGCGUAAACAUCACUCCCUGUACAGUCAUUUUGACCCCCCAAAAUUUCACAUCUCUUUCUACGGAAUAUUAGUCAUACUAAGCACAGGGACCUGGAUGACGUUUGUGAAUUUUUGUUGUAGGGUCUGUACUGGUAUGUUCUUGAAUAUUCAGUCAGACUUGAAUAUCCAUGUGGACGACAAACUAGCACUUUAUUUACUCUUAUGUGCAUGCUUUUUCACAUCUUAACGUGGGCUUUAGCUACAUUGUAAUCAUGUACAAGUCCACCCUCAAUAUAUUCAUUCAGUUGGCAUCAAUGAAUUCAUGAUGGAUUCCUCCUGUUCUGCAAUUGUAGUUAUUGGGGAAUAAUCAUUGUAUUCUUUUUAGCAGUAUUGCACAACUUAAAAAUAUACCACAUUAUGUUUAUUUUAAAGGCCUAUGCCGUUCGUUAAAAUUUUGAAUUUGUAAUUGAAUUUUAAAAUGUCCAAUUGCAAAAAUACAUUCUAAAUAUGAAUUUCAACAUUGCCAUUGUGUAGACUCUAUACAAAUACUAUGAAUACCAACUUUAAACAAAUUUUAAUUCACAAUAACUGCAUUACAGCAUUGUGUAUUAGUGGGUUUCCAUUUAAUUGGACCACAAGUAAUUACGAACGGCGUACUCCUUUAAGUAUUGAAAGCAGUGAUGCUGGUUGGGUUGGGUCGGGUGCCACCUGUGAAUCUUUGUAGAUUAACUCAUUACACCCCAGGCGCAUGUAUCCUAGUAGAUAUCUCCAGUGUUAUCAAAGACGAUAAAACUCAUAUUGCCUGCAAAAUUAUAAUGCGUAGUUGUACAUGUAUGAACCAUAGUGCUCACUUUAAAUUAAAACACGUGUAUGGUAAGCAAAAAUUGUAGCUGUUUAGAACAUUGUGUUGUUGUUUUGUCUCAUCUGAAAUUCUUUCAUUUUGCACUGACUGUACCUGAGAUUGCUGUACCAAUUGUACUAAAGAUGUUCAGCAAUCUUGGAGUUAUGGUGUGAAAACAUGAACUCAUUUGUAUCUUAUGCAAUUUGAAUCCAGCUUUCUUUUGGUUUGUGUAUCAGUAGUUUCUAGAAUCUUGAUGAAUAGUGUUAUCAUACUUUGCUGUAAUGCAUGAAAUCUCUGUUUAAACUUUGAAAUAUGAUAUAUUUGUAUCAGAUGCAAUAUUUCAGUUUGUGAGUGACAGUUUUGGAAGAAGAAAUAGAUAAAAUGGUAGGCUAAAUCCCUGUAUACUAUACAUGUAUAACAAGCUCUUUUAUCAUACGAUCAGGGAAGUUCCUAGUACAUACAACUGAUCUCAAAUCUGACCAAUUUGCUUUUGGUAAAUUUGAAUAUUAUUGAAGUAUCAAUUUAAUUCUCUCACUUUGCAUUUAGUAUUCUAUUUUUCUUUGGAUAUCUUAUGAAAUGUGAAAGUAAGGCUAUUAUCCUUUUGUAUGUGCUAGUAGGGAGUGUGGCUGUUUUACAGUUGGUGGGUUAAGACUUGUUUUGGCAGUAGAUGAGGUCAUGAUGUAGAUAGCAAUAUGUGUCAUAUUGUGCGCUCAAUUAGUAUGAUUUGGAUUCAUAGAAGACAAAAUCAUAUUGUAAUCUGAUUUGUCAGUGUAUACCAGAUUUGAUACAAUGAUGAGUUUUUUUCAUAUAAAAUACACAUUUUUUCAUUGUUCUAGGAUACUGUGAACCCUUAUAUCAUUGCCAGCACAAUAUUUUUCACAUUGUGUGUAUUGAGGGUCAAGUUGCAAACAAUAAUGACAGAAAAAUUAUUGAACUGAUGGUUUUGGAAAGUCUUUCGUUUCACGGGCGUGGAAGAGGGUCCGACUUGUGAUCGUAAUGUCGUAAGUUCAUUGCCAGGCCAGUGUCACUCUUUACUUUCAACUGGCCAAUAGUAUCCUAUCUUUUCCUUUGUAUGUCUUUUAGGUAAUAGCCAGUAGAUAGCGAGAUCUCAAUCUCUGAGGUUGAGUUGAAAACAGGGUUUAUAUUUAAGCUUGACAAAUCAGCUGAUACUGUGAUGAUAGAAAAUACGAUGUGUGUCUUCCUUCUACACAUUCAGGGAUUUCCGAAAGCACAAUUUAGGUGUGCAAUGGACGACUGUUGAACAAGGUUAGGAAUAUUCCAAUUUUAUUAUCCAUUCAAAUGAGUCCAAUUCUACAUCCCCGGCAUGCUCAUCAGUUAGUUACGAUAUAUUUUGCUUUCGGAAAUGGGUGAAUGGUCCCUUCUUACUUCUUCUCUGUCGCUUUGACUUUGACUGAUACUCAACUGCUCAUUAUUGUCAAAUGUCUCACCAAAUUCACUGAUUUAUGUGUCAUCUUCAGAAGCAUUUAUCUGUGAUGCUAAACUCCCUCAUGAAUAAGAUGUCUUUGUUUUAUUCGGAUGCCUGUUGUAAUACAUUUGUACUUGGUAAUUUUGAGUUUCAAUCCUGAUUGGUAAUUUUGAGUUUCAAUCCUGAUUGUUUAAGAGUUCAAGGACAUACUAGUAUGUUUGCUAGCGAAUUGAAUGGAGAAUGUUAUUCAACAUUGGUGACAUUUCAUCAAAUUAAAAAAGGAAUUGUACUCCUGGUUGUCAUAAGCUUAUGCCAAGUGUGCAAUUCAGCAUUCACAUAACAUGUACCCCUCCCUUCAAGCCCUUCCUCCAUUAUUUUUUUGUUGUAAAAAAAACCUCUUUUGUUGAAAGUUUUCGGUCUACCUGGAAUAUCAUAAGCAAACACCUUUCAAAAACUGAUCUUAUGGUGCAUUUCUGAAAUGCAAUUUUGUGUCUCAAAUAUUCGUAAUAUAAAGUUUAGUUGGUUAGUGUAAAUAUGGCGAUUAUCUCAUCUAUCACGACUGUUAGUAAAAACAGUGAUAUAUAAUGCCAGGGCUAGUAUAGAGGUUAAACAUUAUCAUUGAUGAAAUGCCACCCAUAUGGUAUACAUUGAAAAGAAUAAUGGGAUGAGAGUCGACCCAUCAGAUUUGCAAAAACUUUCAUUUUCAGUAACAUGAAACUUUGCAAGAAAAUCUGUCUUUGUGCAGGGUAUGUCUGGCUUUAUGUAUUUCUGCUACUACAUGUAGUAUACAGGCAUGAUAGUCUUUUUUGUGUCAAUGUAAAAAUCACAAUAAAACUGGUGAUCUUCAUGAAA
This is a messenger RNA of Lineus longissimus, 5158 nucleotides long. RefSeq lists its product as uncharacterized. Gene Ontology annotation, molecular function: protein kinase binding. The transcript has 9 exons. Gene Ontology annotation, biological process: signal transduction. Bases 435 to 1688 code for a protein of 417 amino acids. Lineage: Eukaryota; Metazoa; Nemertea; Pilidiophora; Heteronemertea; Lineidae. Gene Ontology annotation, cellular component: nucleotide-activated protein kinase complex; cytoplasm; nucleus. The record is from RefSeq and is a predicted model, not a curated record.